Molecule: messenger RNA, 3411 nt
Organism: Pezoporus occidentalis (night parrot)
Lineage: Eukaryota; Metazoa; Chordata; Aves; Psittaciformes; Psittacidae
Gene: AXIN1
Product: axin 1
Exons: 11
Coding region: 304-3081 (925 amino acids)
Biological process (GO): negative regulation of canonical Wnt signaling pathway; positive regulation of proteasomal ubiquitin-dependent protein catabolic process; positive regulation of protein kinase activity
Cellular component (GO): nucleus; plasma membrane; beta-catenin destruction complex
Molecular function (GO): identical protein binding; beta-catenin binding; protein kinase binding
Source: RefSeq, a predicted model, not a curated record
GGGAGGCAGCGGCGCAGGCGGAGCGGAGCGGUGCGGGGCUCGCUGCUGCUCUCUCGCUGUCGCCGCCACAAGCCAGCGGCCGCGGCCAUGGGCGUCCCGGGCCGCCCGCUUUGUGCCGCCGCAGCCCCGCCGCCGCCCGCUGUCCCGGGCCGCCGCUGUUGAGCCGCAUGGGCCGGGCCCAGCGCCGCCGCCGCCGUUGCUCCGUGCGGCAGUACAAGUUUGUUCCCCUCGGAGCUACAAAUACUGUUGAUUUGAGAUUUGAGCUCAUCCCGCACUGUUCCUGCACAAGCAAGGACCAGAAAAAUGAAUAUCCAGGGGAAAGGCUUUCCCUUGGACCUCGGAGGAAGCUUCACUGAAGAUGCUCCAAGGCCACCGGUUCCUGGUGAGGAGGGGGAACUUGUGUCCACUGAUCCAAGGCCAGUUAGCCAUGGUUUCUACUCCAGUAAAGGUGAUGUGGUUAGAAAUGAGACGUCCACGGCAACACCAAGGCGCUCCGAUUUGGAUUUGGGGUAUGAGCCCGAGGGGAGUGCUUCACCAACUCCACCCUACCUGAAGUGGGCCGAGUCACUGCAUUCCUUGCUGGAUGAUCAAGACGGUAUCAAUCUCUUCAGGACUUUCCUGAAACAGGAGGACUGCGCGGAUCUGCUGGACUUCUGGUUUGCCUGCAGCGGCUUCAGGAAGCUGGAGCCAUGCGCGUCUAAUGAGGAAAAAAGACUCAAGCUGGCAAAAGCCAUUUACAAAAAAUACAUCCUCGACAACAACGGCAUUGUGUCCCGGCAGAUCAAACCAGCCACAAAAAGCUUCAUCAAAGACUGCGUUGUCAAAUUGCAGAUUGACCCUGACAUGUUUGACCAGGCCCAAACGGAGAUUCAGUGCAUGAUAGAAGACAAUACCUACCCUUUGUUCCUUAAGUCUGAUAUUUAUUUGGAAUACACAAGGACAGGUGGGGAAAGUCCAAAAAUUUACAGCGAUCCGAGCUCAGGGUCUGGGACAGGUAAAGGGCUACCCGGUUAUCUGCCAACUCUGAACGAGGAUGAGGAGUGGAAGUGUGACCAAGAGGCCGAGACAGAGGCCAGCAGGGACUCAGUGCCUUCCAGCAGGCUCACGCAAAAGCUGCUCCUGGAGACGGCCACGCAGCGCGCCACCUCGGCCCGGCGCUACAGCGAGGGGAGGGAGUUCAGACAUGGGUCAUGGAGAGAGCCUGUUAACCCUUACUAUGUCAACACGGGCUACGCUUUGGCACCAGCAACCAGUGCCAAUGACAGCGAGCAGCAGAGCAUGUCCAGUGAUGCCGAUACGAUGUCGCUGACAGACAGCAGCGUGCUCUUUAAGAGAAAGCAACCAACUAUGAAAGGUGCCAGGAUGUGGUCCAACUCCUUCUCCCUGCCCUCUGUCAGGAGCAGUGAUUGCAGGAGCCCUACCUCACUCUGCUCCAGACAGAUACCAUGUAAGUCCCUCCUGGUACCCAGUGCCAGGAGCAUUGCUGGUUCAGGAACCUCGGUCAGCAUCAUUCCCCACAUAGAUUCCUCUUGUUCUGCUGCACUUGCCCUGGGCAUGCCAAGCCUUUCUCAAAGAGAUGGGAUCCCACCAUACAGACUCCGAAAGCAGCAUCGCAGAGAGAUGCAAGAAAGUGCCAAAGCAAAUGGACGUGUGCCACUACCUCACAUUCCUCGUACAUACCGAAUGCCAAAGGAUAUCCACGUUGAACCAGAGAAGUUUGCUGCAGAGCUGAUCAAUCGUUUGGAGGAAGUACAAAAGGAACGUGAAGCAGAGGAGAAGUUAGAGGAGCGUCUUAAACGCGUUCGAGCGGAAGAAGAAGGUGAGGAUGCAGAUAUCUCUUCUGGUCCCUCAGUCAUUAGCCACAAGAUGCCUUCCGCCCAAGCCUUUCAUCACUUUGCUCCUCGUUACUCUGAGAUGGGCUGCACUGGGAUGCAGAUGAGAGAUGCUCAUGAAGAAAACCCAGAAAGCAUCCUUGAUGAACACGUACAGCGUGUGAUGAAAACACCAGGCUGCCAGUCUCCAGGACCUGGACGCCACUCUCCUAAGCCACGGUCCCCAGAAAGCGGCCACUUAGGAAAACUGUCAGGGACACUAGGAACAAUUCCUCCAGGGCAUGGCAAGCACGCAACAAAAUCAGGAAUGAAACUGGAUGCAUCUAACUUAUACCACCAUAAACACGUUUACCACCACAUCCAUCACCACAGCAUGAUGAAACCAAAAGAGCAGAUCGAGGCUGAGGCCACGCAGCGAGUACAGAACAGCUUUGCUUGGAAUAUAGAUUCACAUAACUAUGCAACAAAGACACAAAACUACCCUGAAAACUUGGGCAUGGCCCCUGUCCCCAUGGACUCUUUAGGCUACAGUGGGAAAGCAAGUCUGCUCUCAAAAAGAAAUGUUAAGAAGACCGAUUCAGGGAAAAGUGAUGGUGCCAACUAUGAGAUGCCAGGAUCUCCUGAAGACGUGGAGAGAAACCAGAAGAUCCUUCAGUGGAUCAUAGAAGGAGAGAAGGAGAUCAGCAGGCAUAAGAAAACAAACCAUGGCUCUUCUGGUGCUAAGAAGCAGCUGUCCCAUGAUAUGGUCCGAUCCCUCUCCAUUGAACGACCUGUUGCGGUGCAUCCAUGGGUCAGUGCCCAGCUCCGAAACGUCGUCCAGCCUUCUCACCCAUUCAUCCAAGAUCCCACCAUGCCACCCAAUCCAGCCCCCAACCCUCUCACCCAGCUGGAAGAAGCUCGCAGGAGGUUGGAGGAGGAAGAGAAAAGGGCUGGAAAACUCCCCCUUAAACAAAGGUUGAAGCCUCAGAAGAGACCAGGCAGUGGCGCGUCCCAGCCAUGUGAGAACAUCGUGGUCGCCUACUACUUCUGCGGAGAGCCCAUCCCCUACCGCACCUUCGUCAAGGGGCGCGUGGUGACUCUGGGACAGUUCAAGGAGCUGCUGACCAAGAAAGGGAACUACAGGUAUUACUUUAAGAAGGUGAGUGACGAGUUUGACUGUGGUGUGGUCUUCGAGGAGGUGCGGGAGGAUGACACCAUCCUGCCCAUCUUUGAAGAGAAGAUCAUUGGGAAGGUGGAAAAGAUCGACUAGGCUCCAGGUCUGCCAAGGCACGAGGACAGGACUGUGAAGGACUCUGGGACCGGAGGAGAAGGUCUGGGGCGGAUGCUGGUGAUGCCAUUGCCAUGGGCACUGGGCGGAGAGCGGCAGCCUGCACCGGCACGGACCUGGCCAAGCUCCGGGUUGCUGGUAGACACCGUUUCACCCCUCAGACCUGCCAGUGGGAGCCUGGGCUCCCUCUGCAUACCGAAUAUAAGUGUAAUGUAGCAUUGUACAGUGCAUUAGAAAGUGUAAUAUGACCUUGUUUACUAAAGCUGCAUAUUUUUGAUAUAUUGUAAUAAAAGGAAAAUACUUCCAAUGUCA